AUGAAAAUAGAUGAUGGAGUGUUUGGAAGGUGCCAGAAGGUUCCGGCGAUAGACAUAUACCGCUAUGAAGUGUCGCCCGUGGUUCUGCAGCACCUGAGGGUCACCUUGCAGAAGCUGUCCCGCACAGGUUUCACGUGGCAGGAUGACUACACACAGCGUGUGAUGGCCCAGGAACUUGCACACCUACCCAAAACCUACCCAUGGCAUCCUGAAGUUUCCAACCCAGCCAGGUAUUUACAGAGAAAGAGUGAUAGCGAGAAGUGGACAAACAUGGAGAAUGACGUGGCCCUGGCCAAGACGCUGCAGCGCUACCUGCCAUACCUGGGGGCUCUGUCCCAGGCCACAGCUGCAAAUGUGUACCCCAGGAAGAAACAUGACAAAGCCCCAACUGAGGGUGAUGGCCCAUUCCCUGAGAGCAUCCUGACCUACGUGGCCCACACAUCCGCACUGACCUAUCCUCCCGUGACCCGGACCAAGUACCCUGAGGACCUCCCACUGCGCACCUUCAGCCGACUCCAGCCAGAUGAGCUCACUCCCAAGGUGGACAGCGGUGUGGACAGACAGCACCUGAUGGCGGCUCUCAGCGCCUACACUGCUCAGAGACCCCCUGCGGCCUCCAGGGAGGGCGACCCGGGGCUGCAGUAUCUCCUGCGUGAUCCCUCAAGGGUACCGAGGCCCUUCUCGGCACCAGCAGCCCCCCAGCAGUGGUCCUCACCUCCAGGAGACCCAAAAGACCCCAGCAUGGAUGAUGGAGACCUCAUUCAGAACCUGCUCAAGGACCUGAGGAAGCAGCAGGCCGAGGUGGACAGCCUGAGCUCCCUGGAGUUGGACGAAAUGGCAAAUGUGAUUGCCAACAUGAUGCAAGGUGGGGGUGCAGGAGGAGGUCAGGCCAGCCGCGUGAGAGGAGCCGCAGGGGAGCCGAGAGAGCAGGUGGACAGCCCGGCAGCCGCGCUCCAAGAUAACAGGGUACACGAUGAUGAUGGUGGUGAUGAUGAUGGAGUUUACCAAGAGGUGAAUCGUUUGAGCGUCAGACUGGGUGACCUCCUGCAGGACCGUGGGUCUCGGCUCUCCCCUGGGAGUCCCACCCCUGCAAAGUCGUCCAAAACGGAGAUGAAGAAAUCGGAGGAACCGGAAGCUUCCCUGUCUUCAGAAGAGGAGGCUGCUGGGGUGGAAGACGUGAAAAGCCAGACUUACUCCAAAGACCUGUUGGAGUUGCCGAAUUCCGAGCCCAGGGUGGACAGGCUCCAGGAACCCCCAGACUGGACCCGAGGGCCUUGGAAGAAGCAGCAAAGCCUUCAAACAGGAGCCCGGGACCCUGCCAGGGAGGGCUUGCAGCUGGAGGUCAAGUCUUCAGAGGAAGAGGAGUACGGCUACGUUGUGACACAGCGCGACCCCCUGAGCCUGGAGAAGGGGAGGCGACUGAUGGAGGACAUCGCCCAGCUCCUGCAGGUGCCACCGAGCGUCUUCGCGGACAUCAAUGUUCUGGGAUCCGCAGUGACCUUCAAGGUGAACGCCAAUGUCCAGAAUUUAACCACUGCAGACGUCGCCAGGGCCACAGUGGACAACAAAGACAAACUGGAAAAAACUUCUGGAUUGAAAAUUCUUCAAACCGGAACCGGGUCGAAAAGCCAGCUGAAGCUCCUGCCUCACCAGGCGGAGCAAGAGGACUCCACCAAGUUCAUCGUGCUGACCUUCCUGUCCGUCGCCUGCAUCCUAGCCGUCCUCCUGGCUUCCGGCCUCCUCUACUGCAUCCGCCACAGCUCUCACUACAAGUUGCGGGAGAAGCUGUCAGGACUAGGGGGCCACCCGGGUGCGGAUGCCACCGCCGCCUACCAGGAGCUGUGCCGCCAGCGCAUGGCUGUGCGGCCGUCGGACCGCCCUGAGGGCCAACACACGUCCCGCAUCAACAGCGUCUCAUCCCAGUUCAGUGACGGGCCGAUGCCCAGCCCCUCUGCCCGGAGCAGCACCUCGUCCUGGUCCGAGGAGCCCGUCCAGUCGAACAUGGACAUCUCCACCGGCCACAUGAUCCUGGCCUACAUGGAGGACCACUUGAAGAACAAGAACCGGCUGGAGAAGGAGUGGGAGGCGCUGUGUGCCUACCAAGCAGAGCCCAACAGCUCGCUCGUGGCCCAGAGGGAGGAGAACGUGCCCAAGAACCGCUCCCUGGCCGUGCUGACCUAUGACCACUCCAGGAUCCUGCUGAAAUCCGAAAACAGCCACAGCAACUCGGACUACAUCAACGCCAGCCCCAUCAUGGAUCACGACCCGAGGAAUCCUGCCUACAUCGCCACCCAAGGACCACUUCCCGCUACCGUGGCGGACUUCUGGCAGAUGGUGUGGGAGAGCGGCUGCGUGGUGAUUGUCAUGCUGACACCCCUGACGGAGAACGGCGUCCGCCAGUGCUACCACUACUGGCCCGACGAGGGCUCCAACCUCUACCACGUCUAUGAGGUCAAUCUGGUCUCUGAGCACAUCUGGUGCGAGGACUUCCUGGUGCGGAGCUUUUACUUGAAGAACCUGCAGACCAACGAGACGCGCACGGUGACCCAGUUCCACUUCCUGAGCUGGUAUGACCAGGGAGUCCCUUCCUCCACGAGGCCUCUGCUGGACUUCCGCAGAAAAGUAAACAAGUGCUACAGGGGCCGUUCUUGUCCCAUAAUUGUUCAUUGCAGUGACGGCGCGGGCAGGAGCGGCACCUACGUCCUGAUUGACAUGGUUCUCAAUAAGAUGGCCAAAGGUGCUAAAGAGAUUGAUAUCGCCGCGACCCUGGAGCACUUGAGGGACCAGAGACCAGGCAUGGUUCAGACAAAGGAGCAGUUUGAGUUUGCGCUGACGGCCGUGGCCGAGGAGGUGAACGCCAUCCUCAAGGCCCUCCCCCAGUGA
Molecule: messenger RNA, 2883 nt
Organism: Lepus europaeus (European hare)
Lineage: Eukaryota; Metazoa; Chordata; Mammalia; Lagomorpha; Leporidae
Gene: PTPRN2
Product: protein tyrosine phosphatase receptor type N2
Exons: 24
Coding region: 1-2883 (960 amino acids)
Biological process (GO): protein dephosphorylation
Cellular component (GO): secretory granule
Molecular function (GO): protein tyrosine phosphatase activity
Source: RefSeq, a predicted model, not a curated record